This is a messenger RNA of Ostrinia furnacalis (Asian corn borer), 5062 nucleotides long. RefSeq names its product tectonin beta-propeller repeat-containing peroxin 23 (gene Pex23). Gene Ontology annotation, cellular component: membrane. The transcript has 6 exons. The record is from RefSeq and is a predicted model, not a curated record. Bases 181 to 3987 code for a protein of 1268 amino acids. Lineage: Eukaryota; Metazoa; Arthropoda; Insecta; Lepidoptera; Crambidae. Gene Ontology annotation, molecular function: carbohydrate binding.
UGUCGAAAUGAAUGGCUUGAUUCCAGUCUUUUUACUUUAUUUAUUACACGUUUGAAUCCAAAUAAAUAAUAACAACAACACUUCCUUAUAAAACAUCUAUCUAUGGCUAUAUAAGUUUGGUGUGGAGAAAGAUUUACAAUAUUAUAAGUGGCAGCAAGUGAUGAUCAGCUAAUAUCAAUAAUGUCCAGUAGUAGCUCUCUACUAUUUUCCAUCAACAAUGAAGGUAAAGUAUACGCAUUAUCUACCAGCGGCUCAUGUUGGCGUGAGUUCAUGUACCUGGGAUUGGAAUUUAAAACUUUAUCAGCUGUACCACAUUAUUUGUGGGCUGUGGGAGGGGACCGACAGAUCUAUCUACAUGUCCAUGGACUAGAAAUUCCUAUACGAGUCAAAGAAGAGUCCUAUGAAAAUGAGAGAUGGCUACCACUUGAAGGUUUUAGUGGUCGCCUCUUGCCCACUGAUAGGUAUCACUUUUCAUCACAAGAUGGCACAAAGGAUAGGUCUAUAGACCGUAUUCGAUUGCCAUCAAUGGCUUGGCAAUGGGAGGGCGAUUGGCAGCUAGAGCUUACUCUAGAUGGGCAACCUUUAGACCAUGAUGGUUGGAGUUAUGCUGUUGAUUUUCCUGCUCAUUUUAGUCCUGUAAAACAAUGGAAGUCUUGUGUGAGAAGAAGGAAAUGGAUAAGAUACAGGAAAUUCAGUGCAAUGAAUUCUUGGUGUGCAAUUGCUCCACUUCACAAAGAUCCAACUCAAGAGCCUUUCAUUGAUGUUAGUAUAGGUGGAAAUGAAAUACCUUAUGCAUCUCCUGGAACUCUAUCUGUAUGGGCCAUUACUGCACAUGGUAGAGUUAUGUCCAGAGCUGGGGUCAGCACUACUUCACCAGAAGGUUUGAAAUGGAUAAAUAUAAGCAUUCCACCUAACUGUGAUAUAAAACAAAUAUCAGUUGGCUCUACCGGAUUAGUAUGGGCUUUACUCUGGACUGGCAGAGCCAUUGUUAGAAAAGGAGUAACCAAAGACUGCCCCACUGGUGAUGGUUGGCUUGAAGUCAAAUCUCCUAGUGAAACCAAACUUUCAGUGAUCUCUGUGGGAUAUAAUGCUGUCUGGGCUGUAGGUACUGAUACCAGAGUGUGGUUCAGAAAAGGAAUAGAUGGCAAUCUAGCUGGUUCUUCUGAAUCAGCUGCAAUGGGAAGUGGGUGGCUGGAAAUAACUGGCCAUAUGAUACACAUUUCUGUUGGCAGAAAUGAUCAAGUUUUUGCCAUUGGAGACACAGACAAAUGUGUUUACUGGCGCAGCGGAAUAACACAAUCAGAGUUGACUGGCAAAAGAUGGAGAAUGGUUCAAGCUAACAUGCAACUGAGUCGAACAUCAAGUUCAGCAAGUGUUGUCUCCUCUGCUUCCAAUGCCAAACACCAUAGCCUCACCACAUUGAGUGAAGCUACACCAGAACUUAAGUCUAAUAUUCAUUUGCACAAUUCUUGGGAAGAAUCACAUUCUGCACCUAUUGAACACACAUUACCUGUGAAACCCAAGGAAAGACGAGCAAAAGGAACUGCUAAUGUAGAAAACAUUGAUCUAACAGGAAAAAGUUAUGAGACAACAUUAAAAAAUCCUCGUGCCUGGAGCCCUGUGCGUAGUGUUGGUUCUGUUGUCGGCAUGGAAGCUCAGCCAGACAGUGACAGCAGUGUGUUUGAUGUGGACUCUGGGAUGUACUUCGAUGAAGAAGUCAGUCAGACAGCAUGGGGCACAUGUGACACUACAUGGGCUUUUGUUGAAGCUGGAGCUUGUUCUGUUGACACUGUUCAGAUACCUCAUUGGUUUACUGACAAUCAAAAUGCACACAACUCUGAUCUUAGCACUAAAUGGCGUCUCGAUAUAUUAGAAAACUUGAAAAAUAGAAACCAAACGCAGGAUGUAGACUUGUCAAGUUAUGGCAUUGCUAUUGAAGAAAAAGGAUGGACUCGCAGUUGUGAGGCUAGAUUAGUUAAUACCAGUAACACUGGUGAAGAUUGUAUUUUAUCACUUUAUUGGCAUGCUUUAGAAAACACGGGAACAUUGUCAGUCUUCCAACCUGAUGGCACUAUAAAAUUCAUAUUAAAUUUGGGUGAGGUAACAAGUGUCUUUACCUCAUCAGAACCUGGAUGUCCUAGAAUUACUAUGUUGGUCCCAAGACAACUUAAGGAUGGAAUCAAAGUACAGUUUAUAUCUGAAAUGGAACAGGAAGAAUGGUUUUCUGUUUUAGUUGAUAUAACAUCACAAAUCAAUGGGCUUUCUGGGAAACCUUCACCCACUUCUAUCUGGACAAUUACAAAUUCAGGUGAUAUUUUAAACUGGGAUCCAAUGUCAGCACAAUUAAACACAGAAUCCAAUGGCAGAUAUAAAAAGGAAUAUCAAGUAUUUGGUAAAGACAUUUUGUCUGGUUUUGCAACAAAUUUAAAUAACAGCUUUUUGAGCGGGAGUACCCUUAAAAUCACAGGAUGUCUUUCUGAUGAUAUAAAGAGAUUUCAUGUUAAUCUACAAGGUCCAGAAAUAAAAAAGCAGAGGCACAGGAUAGAAGUUGAAGUAACAGACAUUCCUUUUCAUUUUAAUGUGAGAUUUGAUGAGAGCAUUGUUGUCUGCAAUUCAAAAAUAGGUGGCAGUUGGGAAACUGAGGAACGACACCCAUUGCCAUUAGCCCCAGGUCAAGAAUUUUCUGUGAAGAUAGUCAGUGAAUCAAAAGGUUUUAAAAUAGUUGUAAAUGAUAAAAGUUUCUGCUUUUUUGAGCACAGAUUAAAUCCCGAAAAUAUAACUUCAGUAUUAAUUCAAGGAUCCUUGAAAUUAUACACCAUGGAAUACUGCACCACUAGUGUUAUUAUAGAUCCUGAAGAAAUGAUCUGGCGAGUUAUGGGAGGAUAUCUCCGUAAAAUAGAAAAUUGUCAGAAUGGUGUUAUAUGGGGGAUAAGUCAUGAUCACAGAGCUUGGGUUUAUACAGGAGGCUGGGGUGGAGGUGUUCUAAAAGCUAUUGGCUCUAAUGAGGGCAUCAAUCCUAUGACUGACACACAAACAUAUUGCGUUUAUGAAAACCAAAGAUGGAAUCCACUCUCAGGGUACACGUCGACGGGUCUUCCCACGGAUCGCUACAUGUGGAGUGACAUAACAGGGAAGCACAAGAGGACGCGAGAACACACCAAACUACUAAGUCGUCAUUGGCAUUGGAUAUCAGAGUGGAUGAUCGAUUAUAAUACACCUGGCGGCGUAGACAACGAUGGAUGGCAAUACGCUACUGAUUUUCCAGCACCAUAUCAUGGGAAAAAAAUAUUUACAGAUUGUGUUCGCCGACGCCGUUGGUAUAGAAAAGCUCAGGUUAUUACAGAGGGGCCCUGGAUACGGGCUGGCAGCACAGCUUUGCUAGAUAUAUCGUUAUGGAACAACGACGAAGAAGUAACUGUGUGGGCUAUUACACUUGGAGGUGAAGCUAUCUAUCGGACCGGAGUCUCGGCUACAACACCUGCGGGUCUACAUUGGGAGCAUGUUAAUAGUCCCCAGUCAUUUAUCGCUAUAAGCACAUGCAACUACAUAAUUUGGGCAAUAGGACGCAAAGGAGAGUUGUACUUCAGGGAUGGAGCAUCGAAAGAGAACAUAUCAGGAACGAGUUGGAAAUUAAUAGAAGCACCAAAGAGCAACACUCCUUUCAACCAAAAAUCUAAUGUCGGUGCCAAAUGUGUCUCUUUAAGUAAAUACACAGCGUGGGUAUUACUUUCAAAUGGGGUAAUCACAGUGCGGACAGACAUUAGCAACAAAAAACCUGAUGGAAAGCAGUGGAAAUAUUUAACAGAUAGCGAGAUGACAUUCAAAGACGUAUCGAGCAUUGAACUUGAGGUGUGGGCGGUGAGUACGGACGGAGCGCUGUACCGGAGGCUCGGGGUCACGGCCGAGAAUCCAGCGGGCAGCGUGUGGCAGCGCGUCCACUCGGGACCCACGGUUCACGUCUCAGCUAGAGGAAGCUCCUUACAAUAGUAUUAUUAACGCGUAAUUCGUAUUUACAUUAUGCGCCAAAGAACCUUCAUAGGAUUUAUUGAAGCGCUUGCUCCAACCCAAGGUUAGGUAAAGCAAUGUACCCCAACUUUAUUUAUGAUUCCAUAAACGAUCUCACGCGCCAAUCAAAAAUAUUGGGCUGUAUAGAUGUUGAGUUUACAGACUGACAUUAUUUUUAUAAUGGCUUACAGGAAAGCUGUGCUUCAAUCAACAAAUUGCCCAGUUACAGUAUAUUAAAAUUUUGUUUUACAUCAAUUUUAUUUAUGUUUCAAAGACUGAGUACGUUACUAGAAUUAAUUAUUUAUUAUUUAACGUGCAUGCAGUCUUGUAAUGCUUACUUUGUUUAAGAGUCUAAUGUGUGCUGUGUGCGCUGUCUUAAACAAAAAGAGGCGAGGACGCUUUUUGCCUAUGCCUUCCAUUUCUCAGUUAAGUGAGCCCUAUGCGACUUAUGAUAUUGUUUUUGAUAAGUAUGUAUUCGAUAUUGUAGAUAAUAUAUUUAUUUUAUACUAUUUCUAGAGAAAGUCGAAUAUUUUGAACCUUAUGAGCACACAUUCCAAAUAAUAACUAUAGAUUUUUAGGAUAACAUCGUCUUAGAUCAUUUCGCUCAAUGUCAUUGUAUAAAUAGAUGAAAACUAUGGUUAAAAGCCAAGUUCAAUAAAUUCUCAAAACACUAUUGAAAUUCAGGUAAAUUUUAAUUUCUCUAUCCUCCAUAUUUGGUCAAAAUGUUCAUGGUGGGGUACAAAAAUUACCAUGACAGAUUUCGUUAUGUUUUCUUUAUUAGUGUAUAUGUAUAGACUCCAUAACUUCAGUAUUACCAGUAUUACUGAUACAUUACUGAUUUGAUUACAUUAUAUUUUUACUUGCAAAUACUAAAUUUUAUUCAUUCCUGUUAUUUAAUAACAAAAAAGGUUAGCAAAAUUCGCCAGAUCUCAGUUACAUUCCUUUUUCAUUUUACAAUUGAAAAUACAAAUUGCCCAAUUCAAUUUUGGCUGAGUUUCAAGAGUGUUUGUUAAAAACAUUUCAAGCGUAGGCGUGCAAAAACCAAAUUAACUUAUUA